AGCAACAAUAGGCCUUUGAAUGCAGAUGCGGGUGCCUGUAUCGAAUGUAUAACACACAGCAAAAAGAGUAUGCAGAUAACUUGACGUUAAAAGAUUUCAAAUAGGAAAAAUAAGGUGGCUAUACAACCAUGGACACAGAGGAAGUAGCAGCUGAAGCACCUGCAGAAACAGCAACCGAGGAAAAAGAUGCAACUUCAGAGGAAAACAAAGAGUCCACGACAAGCACAGACAUCCAGGAUCAUGUCACGGACAAAAACCAAGAGGAAGAUGCAGCUGCAAAGGAAGACGAAGAAGCUGUUAUUGACAAGGAAGCUGAAGAAGCUGUAAUUCAGAAAAAAGAUGAAGAAGCAGUAGUUCAGAAGGAAGGUGAAGAAGCUAUAAUUCAGAAGGAAGGUGAAGAAACUAUAGCCGAGAAAGAAGGUGAAGAAACUGUAACCGAGAAAGAAGGUGAAGAUGCUGUAACAGAGAAAGAAGGUGAAGAAGCUGAAACCGAAAAAGAAGGUGAAGAUGCUGUAACCGAAAAAGAUGGUGAAGAUGCUGUAACCGAAAAAGAAGGUAAAGAUGCUGUAACCGAGAAAGAAGGUGAAGAUGCUGUAACCGAAAAAGAAGGUAAAGAUGCUGUAACCGAGAAAGAAGGUGAAGAUGCUGUAACCGAGAAAGAAGGUGAAGAAGCUGAAACUGAGAAUAAAGGUGAAGAAGCAGUACUCGAGAAGCAAGAUGAAUCUUCUAAAGAUGUUGACAAUCCUUCUUGUGACUGGUUGGAGCCACUUGAAGAAGAUUGUGAAGAUGUUGAUUCUCAGAGCGUCGAUGGAGAAGUUGAGAGCGUUGCGGGGAGCGAGUUUAGUGGGAGUGUAGUUCUGAAAAGCACUGGAGACAGAGGUGGAAGAGGUGCUGGGAGAGCUAGAAGGAAAACACAGUUCGAGGCUGAUGAAGGCUGGGAAGAUUGGCCGGCAUUGGGUAAAGGAUGGAAACGCAAGGAGGUUUUUCGCCGAUCGGGCACCAGUGAAGGACGCAGUGAUACAUAUUAUAUAAGUCCAAGAGGUCGUAAAGUAAGAAGCAGAGUUGAGCUUACAAAACACAUUGGCCAUUCUGUGGACCUGACAAAUUUUGAUUUUAAAUCAGGCCAGUUUCUUGGAGAAGGGGCUCGAAGAAAACCUAGAGUGAGAAGGAAAAUGGAAUCUCCUCUAGCACAACCUGAAACCUCCCUUACACUCAGUGUUCGAAGCGAUUCGGCAGAUGUCCAGCGACCAGCGUCUUCAGCAGGUUUCGCUACUGCUCAAAAAAAGAGCUUGCAUUCAACUCAGAAUCCUCCAUAUGCCACCACUGCAUCGAACCUCAGUACCUUUGUGAGUCCUGGGACAAAUAAGUCUUCAUUAAGUGCCACUACUCAGCCUGUUGUUGAUCUGACAGAAGAUGCUGCAAAUCCAACUCCUCCUGUAGUGUCUGUAGCCUCAGAGAAACCUGUCAAUGGUGCCAGUGGAGGUCCUAGACGUUUGUUUGGAGUCUGCAUUAGAUGUAAUAAAACCUAUUCUUAUGAAGAAGGACAAACUUUGUGCAAGGACUGCAGGAUAGAGAAUAGAGCAUUGGCAAGCAGAAAACCAUACAAAAAGUGGGUUCCAUGUGGUCGAUGCUGGGCUUGUCAAACAACAGUGGACUGUGGGAAAUGCGUUAGCUGCAGAAAUGGCCGGCUGCGCCAUCGACUUAAUAUCCACUCUCGUAAAGUUGUUAAAUGUCGCAAACGGAAAUGUUUACACCCUGUUCGUAGGGAGAGGGGUUUUAAGGAUUCAGAGGGGCAGUUUUCAAACAUGGAAUCUUCAAUGAGCACAGAACCCUCAGUCUCAGAAGAUUAUGACGAAUCACAGAGCUCCUAUUUGCAGUACAGUGACUCAGAGGAUUUGUCUGUGUUCUUUGAGGGUAAUGAUGGUGACAAUGGCCUGGAUGAGAUGGGUGUACCAAAGGUGCGUCGCCGUUCAUGUGGAAAGUGUAAAGGCUGUGUUCGUCGUACAGACUGUGGAACCUGUGACUUUUGCAUGGACAAACCCAAGUUUGGAGGCAGAAAUAAAAAAAGACAGAAAUGCCGUCUACGACAAUGCACGCGAGAGGCAAUGGUGGGCUUUUUUUACACCAUUACUUUUAUUCAUAUGGAAUAA
Danio rerio (zebrafish) is the source of this 2150-nucleotide messenger RNA. It is a transcript of the gene mbd1b, whose product is annotated as methyl-CpG binding domain protein 1b. The record is from RefSeq and is marked validated. Gene Ontology annotation, molecular function: DNA binding; zinc ion binding. NCBI's taxonomy places the organism in Eukaryota, Metazoa, Chordata, Actinopteri, Cypriniformes, Danionidae. Gene Ontology annotation, cellular component: chromosome; nucleus; nucleoplasm.